UAAUUUUGCGCAUCGCCUUGACUGCGAUAGUCAACGACGACUCAUCGAUUGGCGCUAUCGGUUGCUGCUCGUCCGUCCCCCCUUAAAAUCCAAAUUCUCAAUAAAAAUACAAAAUAUACAAAUAUAUUUGGAAACCAACAGGCCAAUAAAUAGAAUGAGCUUUGGAUUUAACACAAAAUCGCAAAGUACACAUGUAGAAAGCAAUAAUCGUACCGUGGAGUCGGAUCUGGCGCAAAAGCACGCAAACGGACACGCCAUGGCAGAUGCCGACCAUGACCCCUAUUCACACGAAAGAAACAUGAGUUCCCACGAAGCACUCUUCAGUGGCUCGCUGAGCUCGCUUGCCCAGAGAGACGAGGGCGUGGAGGAGGAUGUCGUCGGGUCCGGGACAGGCCUCGUCGGACUGCACAACAUUGCCAACACUUGCUACAUGAACUCGGCGAUCCAAGCGCUGAGCAAUUUGCCGCCUCUGACGCACUACUUCAUCAACUGCAGCGAUCUGGUGGAGUACAUUGCGGAUCAGAGUGCGCUUGCCCGUAUCUGCAAGCCAGCAGGGCUGGCCAAGAGCUACAGGCGCCUGAUGCAGGAAAUCUGGACAGAGAUGGAAGAUCCCAAAGAAUACAUUGCACCGCGUGGCAUUUUGUAUGGCAUACGGUCGGUGCAUCCGAUGUUUCGCGGCUACCAGCAGCAUGACACGCAGGAGUUCCUUCGCUGCUUCAUGGAUCAGCUGCAUGAGGAGCUGACGGAGCAAGUUUUUGUACAGCCGCAGCAGCAGCAACAAUCGCCACAGCAGCAGAAUAAUCAGCCCAACGAAACUGACGACGACAACGAGGACGAAGUGACGCCCGCCUCGCAUUCGACGGCAGACUCUGAAAGCGACUAUGAAACGUGUGAGAGCAGCAUGUCGGAAUUCACGGGGGAAGUCCAUAUGAACACCGAAUACUUUGUUACGCCAAGCCGAACUGCCGUGGGUUCCAGCACUACCCAGAUGCCAGAGUCUGCUCCAAAGCAACAGCAACAGCGUCAGCAGAAGCAGCGUGAAACAUCACCGGAGCAGACCCCACCGGUAGAGUCAGCUCGUUCCAUCAUCAGCGACGUGUUCGACGGCAAACUGCUGUCCGCUGUUCAGUGCCUUACCUGCGAUCGCGUGUCCUCACGACAGGAAACAUUCCAGGACCUUUCACUGCCCAUUCCCACACGAGACUUCCUCACUAUGCUGCACCAGACACACAGCAUAAGUGUCCAGAGUCUGAGUGCCGCCGAAACGUCGAGCAGAACCAAUGACGGCUGGUUGACGUGGAUGUGGGGCGUGUUCCGAUCGUGGCUGUACGGACCCUCGGUCACACUCUACGACUGCAUGGCCAGUUUCUUCAGUGCGGAUGAGCUCAAGGGCGACAACAUGUACAGCUGCUCGCGAUGCAACAAACUGCGUACGGGCAUCAAGUACUCGCGUGUCCUCAACCUGCCCGAGGUGCUGUGCAUCCACCUGAAGCGCUUCCGACACGAUCUGUCCUACAGCUCGAAGAUAUCCUCGCACGUUUACUUCCCCCUGGAGGGCUUCGACAUGCGGCCGUACGUGCACAAACUGUGCAAGAGCGAGGUGCCCAUCUACAAUCUUUCGUCCGUGAUCUGCCACCAUGGCACCGUCGGCGGUGGCCACUACACCUGCUAUGCACGCAACGCUCUGAACGGACGCUGGUACGAGUUCGACGAUCAGUUCGUGAGCGAGGUGAAUCCCGAAGUGGUGCAGAACUGCCAGGCCUACGUACUCUUCUACCAAAAGCACAAUCCACUGAUGAAGCUCAUUCGCGAGGAAGCCGUACAUCUGUCCAAUGCGCAUCCGCUCUGCGACUCGGACAUUCAGUUCUAUGUGACGCGUGAGUGGAUCUCCCGGCUGGCCACCUUCUCCGAGCCGGGCCCCAUCAAUAACCAGGAAAUGCUGUGUCCCCACGGCGGCGUCCUACAUUCCAAGAUACCCAUGAUCAGCCAGAUUGCCGUGCCCAUUUCCCAGCCCCUGUGGGACUUUUUGUGCAAAAACUUUGGCGGUGGACCGCCAGUGAACAUUCUCUUUGAGUGCGAGAUCUGCAAGCGGGCGGCCGAGGCGCUCUGCCGGCGACAGCAGCACGAGCUCAACGAGUUCACAAGAUUGAAUGGGCUGCAAAGCGAGUUCGAUUCAUCUGCCAUCUAUGCCAUUGACAUGCCCUGGCUGCGCUCCUGGCAGAACUUUUCACGCGGCAAGACCUCCAAGGAGCCGGGCCCCAUCAAGAACGAUGGCAUCUGCGCAUCCACGGACAGCAGCUGCACCAUUCGCUGUGUGAGAAUCGGAUCCGAUUAUGCGCAGCUCAAUGCACGCUCCUGGCGGCUUCUGCAUGGCAUCUAUGGCGGCGGACCGGAGAUCUUGCUGCGACAGGCUCUCUCCGAUGACGAAGACGGCGACGAGGAGAUCGAAAUCAUCGAACAGGAUGCCGAGUGCUAUGACGCGCAGGAGCCCGAAGCGGAAGAGGAAGAUAUUACGGCCGAUAGCUAUCAGGGCAAUCAUUCCGACACCGAGAGCAGCCGAGGACGCCGCACCACACCCAGUCCAAGUGUGAGUCCCGUUCCCGGUCCCUCGCCAAAGCCACCGCAAACUGUUGAGACAACACCCAUACCCGAGCAGCACAACACGCCCAAAUCGAAGCGCAGCAGAACCAGCGUGACUGCCUUGCGGCUGAACAUGCGAAAGCGAGGGAAGCGCAAUCGCAGCAGCUUCAAGCACACGGACAUGUUUGGAGCGAAAGGAAAUUACAAUGCCAAUACCAAUGCGGAGCCACCCGCUGCAGCAGACCAUCGGGAAAAGGAUAAAGAGAAGGAAAAGAAAAAGGAGAAAGAGAAGGAGAAGACCACAGCAUUUCAGAGCGAAUACAGCAUACCAAUAUCGAUACCAUUCCAAAGCGACAAUUUCCAGGUCAACGGCUUGCCGGAGAAGACGAGGGAGAAGGGAAAGCGGCGGAAUAGUGUCAGCGGCAGCAAGACCAACAACAAGGAGAACGUCACGCUGCAAAAGUUUGUGACGGUGCGCGAGCCCAAUGGCACGGCGGACGAGACUGAUAUUUGAUCGACGGCGCGAGCAGCUCCCAAGCCCAAAAACAGGCCACAAUCAAAGUUUAGGCGCAAACCGAAGCGCCAUUAGUGUUAUAUACCUCAGUGUAUAGCUGGGUGGAGGCUAUAUAAAUUGUGUAAAAAUUGUA
Messenger RNA from Drosophila subobscura, 3227 nucleotides. It is a transcript of the gene Usp20-33, whose product is annotated as ubiquitin carboxyl-terminal hydrolase 20. The record is from RefSeq and is a predicted model, not a curated record. Gene Ontology annotation, biological process: protein deubiquitination. Gene Ontology annotation, molecular function: cysteine-type deubiquitinase activity. The transcript is spliced from 5 exons. The coding region runs from base 155 to 3094 and encodes 979 amino acids. NCBI's taxonomy places the organism in Eukaryota, Metazoa, Arthropoda, Insecta, Diptera, Drosophilidae.